Prorocentrum cordatum is the source of this 6258-nucleotide messenger RNA. NCBI's taxonomy places the organism in Eukaryota, Dinophyceae, Prorocentrales, Prorocentraceae. The record is from the annotation of a GenBank genome assembly.
AUGGCGGGCGGCGAGAACGACUGGGAGGUCAAGGGCGGCGGUCGGCGCAACAAAAAGCAGAAGCCGUCUCUGGUGUGGACUGUCGGAGGCAAAGGCGGUGGCUCGUCCUGGGUGGGGGCGGGCCCGAGUGACUCAUGGACGUGCGGGACAUGCGGUACAGGUGCGAACUGGAGUACGCGUACGUCCUGCCGUGCCUGUGGCGCGGGUCGCCCUGGGUACAAAGGCAAGGGCAAGGUCACUACCACGCCUGAGGUGGGGCAGUGGUUCCGCACCUCCUUCCCACCGGUGGCGGCCAGGCCUUGGCGUGCGGCCGCGGAGGCCAAGGCGCCUACGGCUUUGCAAAAGCUGGAGGAACGCAGGAAGGUCCUGGUCCAGUGCGCCAAGGACUGGGGGGGUGACGCGCCUCACCUCGACCAGGCGGUGGCCGACAUCGACAGGCAGAUCCAGGACGCCAAGGCGGAGCGCACGCAGGCGAAGCCGUUGUCUGGACAGCUGCGAGAGGCACAGGUCCAGCUGGGGCAGAUCGACAAGCAGCUUGAGCGCUUGGCCGAGACCGAGAGGAAGGCCAACCAGAUGCUGCUCGAGGUCAAGAAGGAGAGGGAUGAGGCUGCGAAGCGCAAGGAGGAGCUGGCGACCACGAUCCUGGAGCUCCAGGGGAAGAUUGCGGUGGCGGGCCCAGCGGCCCCAGCCUCGAACCUCGACGUCAUCCGAGUGCAGUUGGAGUGCAUCGCCAAGUCCGUCGGCAGUGACAUCCAGUCCCUCGGCCUCAAUUUCGCCACGCUCGAGUCCCUCCUGGAGGCCAAGGCUAAGGAAGGGGCAGCAAAGGCUGAGGCUGCUGAUACUGGUGCUGCUAAGCAGCCUGGUCAGGCUGACGACGGGGGCGGACCAGAAGACGAAUCCAUGGGAGACAUCGCGGGGGCUGAGGAGUUGCCACCAGGUGUCACCGAGACUGAACGUAAGUGGAUCAACGGGCAGGAGCCAGUGCCCGACCAGGAGGAGAACCCGCACUUGUUCAAGCGGUACCAAGAGGUGCUCAUGUCGGUGCACUCCUGCCAGUUGGCCAAGAGGAGUGAGCACGGUGUCUUGAGGGCGGGAAGUGUGGCCAGGUCCACGCCCGCGGGGCCGUUGCGCGGCUUCGUGCCUGCGGCGACGGCGAGGAGUCAGGGGGCAGACUCGGGCCAGUGGCGAGGAUACGCGAGGGUCCUGCACGACCGCCGCAUGAUGAGGCUCCUGGUUGACAAGGCGAAUGACGACAAGCAGGUGGUCAUUGUGUGGACUUUCAACGGCUCGGGAUGGGGAACCAUCAGAGAGAAGCUCUUGGAGAAGAAGGUGGGGCAGCAGAAGCACAUCUACGCCUUCCAGGAGCACCGCCUGAAAGAGGACCAGUGGGCUGGAGUUACCCACAGUUUGCGUCAGAGUGGCUACCAAGUUGGUGGAGCGGAGGCGGUGCCCACGCUGGGCCCCAUGGGUGAGCCAGGAACCUCUGCAGGAGUGGGAAUCGCUGUGCCGAACAGGAUUGGCAUGGCGUACGUGUGUGGGCAGACCAGCUGGGAUUGGUCCCCCAGAGGAUCCCCAGGAAGAGCUGCAGCGGCAUGGGUAGCAGUAGGUAGAGGCGGCAUCGUGGUGGCGACGGUGUACCUGUGGACGGCCGAGCAGAUGUCGCGGCGGAACAGGGGGCUGAUGGACCACGUGUUGGGGAAGCUGCACGAGCUCAACAUGCCGUGGGUGUUGUGCGGGGACUUCCAGAAUGCCCCUGCCGUCCUGGCGGGUUUGGAUUCGAUCAAGCUCAUUGGCGCGACGCUGGUGGCCCCCUCUGCCGCGAGCGGAACCUGUCGGUCUGCGAGUGGAUGUUCCACAAUAGACUAUUUCGUAGUAUCGAGGGAGUUGGCAGGCCAAGUGAGGAAGGUGGCCAUCCACGAGUCUUGGCCUUCGGCGCCGCACAAGCCGGUGGGGAUCACGCUCGACCUGAGGCCGCAGGAGAGGAAGGAGCGGAUUCUCAUCACGCCGAAGAAGUUGGAAGGAAUCAGCAUCGGGUGCGCGCCUGAGCCGCCCCUAUACGACGAGGUGGGGGUUUUCAGCGACGUGACGGUGGCGACCAGGACCUGGGCUUCCUUCAUUGGCAAGCUGGAGCGCGAGGCUUUCGCGGCGCGGGGGCUGGAGUGGCACCCCAGGCAUGAGUGCGCAGGGCGUGCGGGCCCACCGCGCUGGAAAGAGAGAGCGAUCCUCAGAGGAGGCGGCAACCACCCAGCCCCGCAAGGAGACGCUCUGUGGUGGCGAUGGCUCGCGCGCACUUUGCAGACCCUGGCGGGGAACUACGAGAGGCUCAGGUCGUCUUCGGGCAGUGCCCGUGCGCGCCAGGAGUGGGGCAUGAUAGCUAGUGAUCUGGAGGAACGCCUCAGGAGCGUGAGCCACGAGUUCAGGUGUGAGCUGGUCGGCGAGGAGAAGGAGCGGUGGAAAGAAAGGUGUACCCUGCUGGCGAAAGGGCGCUGGCGAGGUGCUGACCAGAAAGCCAGCCUGGACGCGAUGAUCCUGGAGGCCAAGGAGCGGUCCAAGCGGGAGGACCAGGCCCUGGUAAAUGAAAGAAGGAGGCAGUGGGCUGAAAAGCUGGAGGAGGCUGCGAAAGGAGCAGCGGGCGGACUCCACAGAAUCAGCAAACCAGUGGACAUUUGGAGGCCGAGGAGAGCGAGUACACCCCGAGCUUCGGCAGACCCGUUGCGGGCAGCGGAAGCGGCCCUGGGGGAGUGGAACGCAGUCUGGAAGGUGAACGACCCGAUGCAGGAGCAGGAGCGGCGGUGGGAGACGGAGCCGCGUCAGGAGUUGCCAGAGUUCACAGAGGACGACUUGGCCAAGUUAAAGAAAGUGGCGCGCACCUUCAAGAAAAAGACAGCACAAGGAGUGGACCGCUGGCACCCCGCCAUGCUGCAGGGGGCUUCGGACGCAGCGCACUGGACGCUCCUGCAGAUCCUGAGGGAGGUGGAGCGCGCGCUCGUCUGGCCGCUGCAUGCAGCCGCGGUCAUUUUCUUCCUGAUCCCGAAGAGCGUAGCGGUCGAUCGUGCCAUCGGCCUCCUCCCGACCCUGGUGAGGGUGUGGGAGAUCAUGAGGGAGCCCUACAUGAUCGAGUGGGCCAAGGCGAACCAGCGCUCUUGGGAUUGCACGGCCUUCGGCAAGGCGGCGGAGGACGCGGCUUGGGAGGUUCUCCUCGCCAACGAGGGCGACGAGGUGCAGGAUUCGGACCCGCGUACCCUAGCGACGGUGACGGCCAUCCUCGACCUGGUCAAGGCGUUCGAGAGGGUGAGCUUGCAUGUGCUGUGGGAGCGUGGUAAGGCCAUGGGCUUCAAUACGGGGGUGCUGGCGGUGGUGUGCUCCUACUUUGCCAUGGCGAGGCGAGUCAACGCGGGGGGGGCCAUCUCGGAGGAGACGAGGACAGUGGCUACGAUCAUCGCGGGCAGCAAGUUCUCGGUGGGUUUCCUCAAGAUGGUCAUACAGGACACGAUUGACGGUUUGGUUGUGGAGUACCCGCUGGUGCAAUGGAGGAUGUAUGUUGACGAUUUGUGCCUCAGGCAGCGAGGGGCGCAGCAGUGGAUCGUGGACAGCUUCCCGUCCGUUGUGGACGACAGCGUGGACGGCUUCGCGGCCUUGGGGCUCGAGUUCUCCCUGGGCGACCAGGGCAAGGGGGCGGUCAUGGCCAGCACCAAGUGGCUGAGACAGGCUCUCAAGCAGGAUGCGGCAGAGAGAGGGCUGCCUUUGGUGCUGGCCUGCCCUUACCUCGGAGUCGACGUGGUGGCCCACGGGACGGCGGCCAAGAACAAGAGUGGCAAGAGGUUCAAGCGCGUGAGGAACAGGGUCGCCAGGCUAAAGGGGCUGAAAGGCUCAGGCAAAGGUGUGACUAGAGGGGUUGGCUUGGUGUACAAGUGCGGCCUCAAGAGAUCGGUAAUGUAUGGGUGCAAGUGCCUGGGCAUGCCAGACCACCAGCUGCAGCAGGUAAGGAGAGCGGCAGGCCAGUUGCUUCCAGGUUCGAGAGGAGCCAAGAGCCUCACCCUGCAGUUGGCGGUGCUGAAGGAGGACCCCACCGAGGAGGCCACACUUGCGCCAGUGGUCAGGUGGGCGAGGGCCGUCUGGGAACAGGCCGUGGCAGGAUACCUGAGAGUGCUCGUUGCAGGGGGCCAGGGGCAGGUGCAACCCUGUCGCCAGCAGGCCUUCAGGCCUGAGGCGGGUGCUAGGCUCAGGGAUGCCCUCGGUGUCUGGACGGCGUUGUGGAUCAAGGAUCUGAGGGGCGAGAAGCACCAGCGGCAGGAGGACUGGAGCCAGUGGAGUGUUCCCCUGGUCGCGGAGUACCUGCAGGAGGCAGCGCAGGCAGGCCUCCGCAGUGAACUCAGGAGGGAGGCGGUUCCCAAGGCCACAGGUGGAAGCUUGCCCCAGGAGGAGGCUCAGGAGGCGGAGUGUCUUGCUGCAGAAGUGUGUCGGCGUGCGUGGCGGAGGGCGUGCUGGAGAAGGCGUGCAGCUUUCCGUUACCUCGACGCGCUCGACGAGGAUUGCCGCGCCCAGGUCAUCUCGCAGUACAGGCAAGAGCAGGUCGCGCUGCAGAAGGUGGUGCGGCGGCUGCUGGGGUCGAGAAGGGCGCAAUGUCCCUGGGAAGGAAGCGAAGGAGGCAUGCAGGAAGAGGAAGGCUACCUAGGUGUCAGCACCAUUGAGAGCCUGGUCGAGCUGCUGCUGGUGGCGGGCAGCCAAAUGGAGAUCGCGGAGGACAAGAUAAGCAGGAGGACGAGUGUUGGCAGUGAGGCUGUCCUCCUGAGUGAGCAGAUGAGCAACGCGUGGAGGCAGCAGCAGAAGGAGGUGGGCAUGAGCCCGCAGUGGGCCAAGGUCAAAGGACCCGCGGGGGCGGUCAUCAUGUCACUGAGGAGAGCGAGGUGGACCUGGCCGUCGUGGACGGUCUACUGCACAAAGGACGGCGAGAUGGUGGACCUCACGGCGGUGUGCCCCACUGACGUCGGGGCGCUCCUCAGGGCUGACCUGCGCAGAGUGCUGUGGGAGCAGUGGACGGCGCAGCAGCCAGGCAUGGGGAGCCUAGCCCCAGGCCCGAGGCUCCCGCCAGUGGUGGCGCAGCUGGCCGCGCGGGCUUUCCCUGCGCAUGCGAAGCGGGCGGCUCGGAAGGUGGUGCUGGCGGGGGCCUGGGCCAUGAGCAGGCAUGCCGAGAUCAGCAUCACGCCGACCGACAUCUGCAUUGGGUGUGGGCUGGCGGUCGGCACCCCGCAUCAUCGUUUCUUUCGGUGCCCCGCGCUGCUCGAGGUCAGGAGGCGAGCGCAGGCGGAGUGGCAGCACGUGGCGGAGCAGCAGGAGGACGGUUUGCUCUGGACGCGUGGGCUGGCGCGGGACCCCUCGGCGGACUGGGCCCACAGGUCGGUCGACGAGGCGGACUUCCACUGCGACGUCCUCCAGGGGGCGGGCGCCCUCCUGUCGGGCGACAUCGUGUGCGACGGCUCCAAGCUGGGCACCAGCUGCUGGGCGCAGGCGGGGUGGGCCGCGAUGGCCAUCGACGCGGGAGGCGCCCCCACGGUGCAGCUCUGGGGCCCCCUGCCAUGCCGCUUCAAGGAGCAGAAGACGGUCAAGAGGGCCGAGAUGUGGGCUUUCUUAAAGACCUUGGAGACGGUGCUGCCGCCGUGCAGGAUCUUCACGGACCACCAGGGCAUCCUUGACGGCAUCAGGAGGGGGCCGAGGUGGUGCUUAAGCUGGGGAAGGCCGCACGCGGACGUCUGGAGGAGGAUCUGGCACAAGAUCGCGGACGUGGGGCUUGAGCCAGAGUGGGUGAUGCAUGUGAAGGCCCACAGGUCCAGAGCGGCCAUCAGCAGGCUCGAGGGCUUGGCGCAGCAAGUGGCCAGGGGCAAUGAGGCGGUGGACGCCCUGGCCAAGCGUGGGGCCGCGGAGGACUUCGGGUACGGCAGGGAGCAGACCCUGGAGAGCCUGGAUGAGAAGGUGAAGUGGGCCAUCCAGAACAUCGGCUGGUGGUACCAGGAGAUGAAGGAAGGAUGGCCCGACGUGCCGCCCAGGACGGGGCCGAGCAGAAGGAGGAAGCAGCAGAGGCCCUACGUCAGCCUCACGAGGCACGAGGUCGAGGUGUGUGGAGCUUGGCUGGUGUGCACGCGGUGCGGCAAGCGUGCAGCUUCGGCCAGGAUGAGGAAGAAGCUGUGGGCCUCCGCUUGCGCACCCCCUCCCUGGCAGGCGGUGGGCCACCAGUCCAGCGAGGAGCGGGGCUCGCUGGAG